AUGGCGCUGCGCGGGCCCCCCGCGGCGCUCCUGCCGCUUUGUCUGCUCUGCCUGCCCGCCGCGCUGCCGCUGCGCUACCGCGGCCGCUACGCCGGUGAUAAAGUCAUCCGGAUUGUUCCUGACAGUGAGAGGGAAACACAGAUCCUGAAGUCUGUAUUUAACAGAAUUAAGGUGGACCUGUGGCAGCCCAGCAGCACCUCAUACAUUGCUGAAGGUACAGUCACCGACCUGCGAGUACCACACAACGCGUCCCAGCUUCUGCUGCCCUCCCUCCAGCAGGCCAGCAUCCCCUACACGAUUCUCAUAUCAGAUUUACAGAAAGCAAUAGAAAAACAAUCUGGAUGGAGGCCACAAAGAAAUCGAAGGUCCCUCCUUGAGUACARCUAUGAAAUAUAUCACUCGCUGGAUGAAAUCCAGAAUUGGAUGUAUCAUCUGAAUGAAACUCAUUCAGAUCUUAUUCAUAUGUUCUCAGUUGGAAAAUCCUAUGAAGGCAGACCACUGUUUGUACUCAAGUUAGGUAAAAGAUCACAGCCUUACAAGAAAGCUGUCUGGAUAGACUGUGGGAUUCAUGCAAGAGAAUGGAUUGGACCUGCCUUUUGCCAGUGGUUCGUGAAAGAAGCUCUUCAGACAUACCAGACUGAUCCUGCCAUGAGAAAGAUGCUAACCCAGCUGUAUUUCUAUAUCAUGCCUGUGUUUAAUGUGGAUGGAUAUCAUUUUAGCUGGACAUAUGAUCGAUUUUGGAGAAAAACAAGGUCAAAGAAUUCAAGGUUUCGGUGCCAUGGUGUUGACGCUAAUCGCAACUGGAAAGUGAAAUGGUGCGAUGAAGGUGCUUCACUUCACCCAUGCGAUGACACCUACUGUGGUCCCUUCCCUGAGUCCGAGCCCGAAGUUAAGGCUGUUGCUCAUUUUCUUCGCAAACACCGCAAACAAAUAAAAGCCUAUCUGUCCUUCCAUGCCUAUGCUCAGAUGCUGCUAUACCCCUACUCUUACAAGUAUGCAACAAUUCCAAACUUCAGCUGCGUGGAAUCUGCAGCCUAUAAUGCUGUUAAUGCUCUCCACUCAGCUUAUGGGAUAAGAUACAGAUACGGUCCUGCGUCUAGCACUCUGUAUGUGAGCUCUGGCAGCUCUAUGGACUGGGCCUACAAAAAUGGCAUUCCCUAUGCCUUUGCAUUUGAGCUGCGCGACACUGGACACUUUGGGUUUUUACUUCCCGAAACACUCAUCAAACCAACGUGCACAGAGACCAUGCUUGCAGUUAAAAAUAUAACUCUGCAUCUGYUGAAGAAAUGUCACUGA
Messenger RNA from Nothoprocta perdicaria, 1296 nucleotides. RefSeq names its product carboxypeptidase A6 (gene CPA6). The coding region runs from base 1 to 1296 and encodes 431 amino acids. Gene Ontology annotation, biological process: proteolysis. Lineage: Eukaryota; Metazoa; Chordata; Aves; Tinamiformes; Tinamidae. The transcript has 11 exons. The record is from RefSeq and is a predicted model, not a curated record. Gene Ontology annotation, molecular function: metallocarboxypeptidase activity; zinc ion binding.